Diachasmimorpha longicaudata is the source of this 7693-nucleotide messenger RNA. RefSeq names its product zipper (gene zip). Lineage: Eukaryota; Metazoa; Arthropoda; Insecta; Hymenoptera; Braconidae. Gene Ontology annotation, molecular function: ATP binding; actin filament binding; microfilament motor activity. The transcript has 8 exons. Gene Ontology annotation, cellular component: myosin II complex; myosin filament; cytoplasm. The record is from RefSeq and is a predicted model, not a curated record. Bases 586 to 6534 code for a protein of 1982 amino acids.
GAGGACACUAUGGCGCGUUGUGCCGAACGAAACGGUUGUAAAUCCGAGUGAGACAGAGAUCAGAGACUCCCAAUACCCGGAGUGAAAACUCAAAUGGGGGUAAGAGGAGAGUGAGAGUAACAGGACAAACGUUGGGGAGCGGUAGUUUCGUGAGGUAGUUGUGUGGCAGCGGUCGUGCAAGUGAAAAGGAGUUGACGGAGUAAUAAAAAGACAUCUUACAUGUGCGGUAGAGUUGAAUAAAUAUCGAAUAAAAAACAUAAGGGGCUAGAAGGAACAGUUUGCCUAUGUCCAGAGCCAACGAGUGUCGCUGGUGAUUGGGCCGGUGAAGUUUAGUUUGACAAAAUAAAUAAGUAAAUACCUCCGGGUGGACGGGGGACGGAAAGGAUCAAUCGAAGCGUGAAAAAAAAUAUCGAAAAUUCCUGAGCGUACGUUGGAAAGGAGAGAGGCCGUUCUGGUCGGCAACGUUCCAUCAUUAUUAUAUUUAGUAUUCUCAAACCUGUGGAAAUAAAAACGGCCAAACCGAACGGCGAGGGGGGGAGGAAAAAAAACCACGGGGACGCAUUGUGUUACCAGCGCUAAACAAAAAUGGCGGACGGUGAUUCGAGGGUAGACCGGUCGGAUCCGGAGCUACGUUACUUAUCUGUGGAUAGAAAUAAUUUUAAUGAUCCAGCAACACAGGCUGAAUGGACACAGAAGAAAUUAGUAUGGGUGCCACAUGAGACACAGGGCUUUGUUGCUGCUGGUAUUAAGGGCGAGAGGGGCGAUGAGGUGGAAGUGGAAAUUGCUGAGACCGGUAAACGUGUACUCGUUGCUAAGGAUGAUAUACAGAAGAUGAAUCCACCUAAAUUUGAUAAGGUUGAGGAUAUGGCUGAACUGACGUGCCUCAAUGAAGCGUCUGUACUUCAUAACCUCAAGGAUCGGUAUUACUCUGGACUUAUUUAUACAUACUCUGGCCUCUUCUGUGUCGUUGUCAAUCCUUACAAGAGACUGCCAAUUUACACAGAAAAAAUAAUGGAGAGGUAUAAGGGCAUCAAGAGGCACGAGGUACCACCCCACGUUUUCGCCAUCACGGACACCGCCUACCGUUCCAUGUUACAAGACCGUGAGGACCAAUCAAUUUUGUGUACUGGUGAAUCUGGAGCCGGAAAGACAGAGAAUACAAAAAAAGUUAUCCAGUAUCUUGCCUACGUGGCUGCCUCAAAACCCAAAUCGAAUGCUACCCCAAGUCCGGCGUUAAUAAUAGGAACCGGAGGCACAACGGAGAAAUUCGCGGGCGAAUUGGAGCAACAACUUCUUCAGGCUAAUCCCAUUCUCGAGGCAUUUGGAAACGCAAAGACAGUGAAGAACGACAAUUCGUCGCGUUUUGGAAAAUUCAUCAGGAUCAACUUUGAUGCAUCAGGGUACAUAGCAGGAGCUAAUAUCGAGACUUAUCUUUUGGAGAAAUCGAGAGCUAUCCGUCAGGCUAAGGAUGAGAGGACGUUCCACAUAUUUUAUCAGUUGCUGGCUGGCGCGUCUCCAGAACAAAAGAAGGAAUUUAUUCUCGAAGAUCCAAAACUCUACCCCUUCCUCUCGAAUGGUGCACUCCCAGUUCCGGGGGUUGACGACGCUGCCGAAUUCGCAUCCACCGUGAAAUCCAUGAAUAUAAUGGGAAUGACACACGAGGAUUUUUCAUCGAUAUUCCGCAUAGUAUCAGCAGUGAUGCUGUUCGGUUCAAUGCAGUUCCGCCAGGAGCGAAACUCAGACCAAGCAACCCUCCCUGACAACACGGUAGCCCAAAAGAUAUCUCAUCUGCUCGGUCUCAAUGUUACCGAAAUGACAAAAGCCUUCCUAAAGCCUCGUAUCAAAGUAGGCCGUGACUUUGUGACAAAAGCCCAAACAAAGGAGCAAGUGGAAUUUGCCGUUGAAGCGAUCUCGAAGGCAUGCUACGAGCGUAUGUUCCGUUGGCUGGUGAAUCGCAUUAACAGAUCGUUGGAUCGCACCAAGAGACAAGGCGCAAGCUUUAUUGGCAUUCUUGACAUGGCAGGUUUCGAGAUCUUCGAGCUCAACUCAUUCGAGCAACUCUGCAUCAACUACACAAAUGAGAAACUCCAGCAGCUCUUCAAUCACACUAUGUUCAUCCUGGAGCAAGAGGAAUACCAGCGCGAGGGCAUCGAGUGGAAGUUCAUAGACUUUGGUCUCGAUUUGCAACCAACAAUCGACCUCAUCGAUAAACCAAUGGGAAUAAUGGCACUUUUGGAUGAAGAGUGUUGGUUCCCAAAGGCAACUGAUAAAACAUUCGUUGAAAAACUUGUCGGUGCCCACAGUGUCCACCCGAAAUUUAUGAAGACCGAUUUUCGAGGAGUCGCUGACUUUGCCAUUAUUCACUAUGCAGGUAAAGUAGAUUACUCUGCAGCCAAGUGGUUGAUGAAGAACAUGGAUCCCUUAAACGAACACGUAGUGAGUCUUCUGCAAGCAUCAACUGAUCCCUUCGUCUGUCACAUCUGGAAGGAUGCAGAGAUCGUUGGAAUGGCGCAACAAGCCCUCACUGAUACGCAAUUCGGUGCAAGAACCAGGAAGGGAAUGUUCAGAACAGUCUCUCAACUUUAUAAGGAGCAACUGGCGAAGCUCAUGGUGACCCUCAGAAAUACAAAUCCCAAUUUUGUGCGUUGUAUAAUUCCGAAUCACGAGAAACGUGCUGGAAAAAUCGAUGCACCACUGGUCCUGGACCAACUGAGAUGCAACGGAGUGCUUGAGGGCAUUCGUAUCUGUCGUCAGGGAUUCCCGAAUAGAAUUCCAUUCCAAGAAUUCAGGCAGAGAUACGAAUUACUGACUCCCAAUGUUAUUCCCAAGGGCUUCAUGGACGGUAAGAAAGCUUGUGAGAAGAUGAUACAAGCACUUGAGCUGGAUCCUAAUCUCUACAGGGUUGGACAGUCCAAGAUAUUCUUCAGGGCUGGAGUGCUGGCACACCUUGAGGAGGAACGUGACUACAAAAUCACUGAUCUCAUAGUGAAUUUCCAAGCAUUUUGCCGAGGUUUCUUAGCGAGAAGAAAUUAUCAGAAGCGUCUCCAGCAAUUGAAUGCAAUUCGUAUUAUUCAACGCAAUUGCGCUGCCUAUUUAAAGCUCAGAAACUGGCAGUGGUGGAGACUCUACACUAAGGUGAAGCCCUUGUUGGAAGUGACGAAGCAAGAAGAGAAGCUUACGCAGAAGGAAGACGAACUUAAGCAGGUUCGUGAUAAACUUGAGAUGCAAUUGCAUUCUGCGCAAGAAUACGAGAGAAAGUAUCAACAGGCUAUUGAGGAGAAGACGAUGUUGGCUGAACAACUGCAGGCAGAGGUGGAACUCUGUGCCGAAGCUGAGGAGAUGCGAGCGAGACUUGCUGCAAGGAAGCAGGAGCUUGAGGAGAUCUUGCAUGAUUUAGAGGCUAGGAUUGAGGAGGAGGAGGAACGAAGCACUGCUUUAACUCAGGAGAAGAAGAAGUUACAGCUGAAUAUCAGCGAUCUUGAGGAACAAUUGGAGGAGGAAGAGACGUCGAGGCAGAAGUUGCAGUUGGAGAAAGUUCAGUGCGAUGGGAAGAUAAAGAAACUUGAGGAGGAUCUGGCCUUAUCUGAAGAUACAAACCAGAAACUUCUGAAGGAGAAGAAAUUACUUGAAGAGCGAGCAAACGAUUUGUCCCAAACCCUUGCUGAAGAGGAAGAGAAAGCCAAGCAUUUGGCUAAGUUGAAGGCAAAACACGAGGCAACGAUCGCUGAUCUUGAAGAACGUUUACUUAAGGAUCAUCAGCAACGCCAGGAGGUGGACAGAUCGAAGCGAAAAGUGGAGACCGAAGUAUCGGAUCUUAAGGACCAGUUGUCGGAAAGAAAAACUCAAGUUGAAGAGCUGCAGCUUCAACUGGGAAAACGAGAGGAAGAGUUGAAUCAAGUGAUGCUUAAAAUCGAUGAGGAAGCUGCAGCAAAAGCCCAGGCUCAAAAAGCCCUUCGAGAGUUAGAAUCUCAACUCGCUGAACUUCAAGAGGACUUGGAAGCCGAGAAAGCUGCAAGAAGUAAAGCCGAGAAACUCAAACGUGAUUUGAACGAGGAGCUUGAAGCCCUCAAGAAUGAACUCCUGGACUCUCUUGAUACAACAGCAGCCCAACAAGAGCUGCGAAGCAAACGUGAACAAGAGCUGGCCACCCUAAAGAAGAACCUCGAAGACGAGACAUCUCUACACGAGGCGACAGUUGCUGAUAUGCGUCACAAGCAUACUCAAGAGUUGACAGCAAUUAACGAGCAGAUGGACGCAUUGAAAAAGUCCAAAGCCGCUUUGGAGAAGGCUAAAAGCACUCUAGAAGCUGAGACAGCGGACAUGGCAACAGAAUUACGAUCUGUGGGUGCAAGUCGACAGGAGUCAGAUCGUCGAAGGAAGCAGGCGGAGCAACAACUUGUCGAGCUCAAUGGGAAACUGGCUGAAGUAGAGAGGACCAAGCAAGAGCUGGCUGAGAGGGUAACCAAGCUCCAGACAGAGGCAGAAACCAUUUCCCAACAGCUUGAAACCGCUGAACUUAAAGCAUCAGCUGCUGUGAAGGCUUCAGCUGCCUGUGAAUCCCAGUUUACAGAGUUAACUCAACAGCUUGAGGAGGAGACACGCCAGAAACUCGCACUUUCCUCGAAACUUCGAGCUAUUGAGAGCGAAAAGGAGAGUCUUCAUGAUCAACUUGAGGAGGAAGAGGAGGCAAAACGUGCACUUGACAAGCAAGUCCAAGCAAUGACAAUUCAACUUGCAGAGGCGAAAAAACGAGGCGAUGAAGAAGCUGAGGCUGCUGCAGUUCUUGAAGACGCUAGGAAACGUUGCAUGAAGGACAUUGAGGCUCUUCAACGUCAAGUUGAAGAGCUCCAAGCUGCUAAUGACAAGCUUGAUAAAUCAAAACGAAAAAUUCAGGCUGAACUUGAAGACAGUACUAUUGAACUUGAGGUUCAAAGGGGUAAGGUGAUCGAGCUCGAGAAGAAGCAGAAGAACUUUGACAAAGUUCUUGCUGAGGAGAAAGCUGUGUCUGAGCAGUAUGCAGAACAGAGAGAUGCUGCUGAACGUGAGGCCCGAGAAAAGGAGACUCGUGUUCUGUCAUUGACUCGUGAACUUGAUGAGCUCAACGAGAAGGUGGAAGAGUUGGAGAGGGGUCGUCGAGGGCUGCAGGCUGAGUUGGAUGAACUGGUGAAUAAUCAGGGAACAGCUGAUAAAAAUGUUCACGAGCUUGAAAAAGCCAAGCGUGCAUUGGAAUCUCAACUAGCUGAACAGAGAUCUCAGGUUGAAGAGCUUGAGGAUGAACUGCAGUUCACUGAAGAUGCAAAACUCCGUCUUGAGGUAAACAUGCAAGCAUUGAGAGCACAAUUUGAGAGGGAUCUUCAGGCUAAAGAGGAGCAGGCUGAGGAGAAACGCAGAGGCCUGGUUAAACAGCUUCGGGACAUCGAAGCGGAACUUGAGGAUGAGAGGAAGCAGAGGGCAGCUGCAAUUGCUGCACGCAAGAAGCUCGAGGCUGAUUAUAAGGAUGUUGAACAACAAUUAGAGAUGCAUAACAAGGUGAAGGAGGAUGCAUUGAAGCAGUUGAAGAAGUUGCAGGGACAGAUCAAGGAUUGCACGAGGGAGACGGAGGAGGCGCGUGCUGGAAGAGAUGAAUUAACUACUAUUGCCAAGGAGGCUGAGAAGAAGGUUAAAAUCCUUGAGGCUGAUCUUCUGCAGUUGACCGAGGAUCUUGCUGGGAGUGAACGGGCAAGACGUGCUGCUGAACAUGAAAGGGAUGAGCUGCAAGAGGAGCUCAAUAAUAAUGCUAAUAAGGGAACUCUGAUGCUGGAUGAGAAGCGACGUCUUGAGGCCAGAAUUGCUACUCUUGAGGAGGAGCUCGAGGAGGAGCAGUCAAAUAACGAGAUCUUUGUUGAUAGAUCGAGAAAGGGACAGAUUACAAUUGAACAGUUGACUACAGAUUUAGCUACUGAACGCUCAGCCACGCAGAAGUUGGAGUCUCAGAGACUGUUGCUUGAGAGACAGAAUAAGGAGCUCAAGGCUAAGCUUGCAGAACUGGAGACUGCUCAGAGGGCUAAGACCAAGGCCACGAUUCAGGCACUUGAGUCGAAGAUCAGUAAUCUUGAUGAACAACUGGAGACUGAGGCUAAGGAGAGAUUCGCCCAGCAGAAGGUUAAUAGGAAAUUGGAUAAGAAGUUGAAGGAACUAGGUCUGCAGUUAGAGGAUGAGAGGAGAAACGCUGAUCAGUACAAGGAGCAGGUCGAGAAGGCUAAUGCCAGGGUCAAAACGUUGAAGAGACAGUUGGAUGAAUCCGAGGAAGAGCUCAGUAGGCACAAGGUACAAAAGAGAAAGGCGCAGAGGGAGAUGGAUGAGAUGAUCGAGACGUCUGAGAAUCUCACACGUGAGGUUGCCAAUCUCAAGAGCAAAUUGAGACGAGGUGGAGGAGCUCCAAUCGGUCUGAGUUCCACAAGACUAACGAAACGCGGUUCAGUGCAGACUGGUGGCUCCGGUGACGAUUCGACAACUCAGGACGAGAGCAUCGAUGGCGAAGAGAGUAUCAACUGAACUCUUUCGAACUUUUAUGCAAUAACACCAUUAAAAUCUGCAUAAUAGUACGUCAAAUCAUCCAUAUGAAGAAAUAUGUAACAGUAACAUGAGACAAAACUUAACAGAAAAUAAUUAAGAAAACAUGUUCAACUCAAAGAUAUGAAUAUUUAAUAUUCGAUCAAUUAGCAAAAAAUGACACGUGCUGGGUGUCAUCAGCAAACGAGUAAUAGAAAGCAAUUUAUUUCCUUAAUUAUUACGUUAUUAUUAUUUUUUGGAAUGCGAAUUAGGAUUAUAUAUACGAGAAUGAUAAACUUCCAAACAAGAUGCCAUCGCAAGAAGGGAUAAAUAUUUAAAAGAAAAAUGAUGAGAAAUAAUGAAAAAAAUGAAGCAAAUGUGUACAUAACUUUACAUGCUUAACUAACUAACAUUGACCGCCGAGCGGUUUUAAUACAGAAAGUAAAAGCGAUUGUUGAUUCAUUGAUUAUCAGUAACAAUUGAACAAUCAAGUGGGAGUAAUGGAUAAAAUGAAAGAAAUGCAUGAGGGGUUAAAUCGCUGCAUAAUUAAUAUCUUAUGGAGAUAAGAGGAAAAUUAAUGAAAAUAAUGUUUCAAGAUGAAUGGCAGAAACAAUUAACAAACAGUAGGUAGGAAUAAGACAUUAAUGUUUAUUAGUAUUACAUUAUUUUAUUACUAUUAUUACGAGACAGCAUCAUCCCGAAUAAUAUUCGAAAGAAAUCGUUAAUUAUUUCAUUUUUUAAUGAUUAACGAAGUAAUCCGUAGAGGCAGAUAAUAAAAUGAUGGAAAAUCAGUUGUUCUUUUUUUUGUAUUCUAUGAUUUACGAUUUUUCGUAGAUGGACUACAGAGGGAUUAUGACAAUUUGAGUGUUUGUUUCAUUUUAAAAGGAUUUACGUUCUGGCAUUUACCUUUCCUUCCAGUAUUUCUCCUCUCUAGGCUCUGAAAACUCCCACUCCGUCUUUCUUUUUUUUUUUUAUCGUCUUUUAUACGAAUGUACCCGCACAUGCAUUUAUAUACAUAUUUUUCGGCAUUAUUAUAUAUAUUAUAUACAUUGUAUAUAUAAUAUAUAUUUAAUGAAAGUGUAGGGAAACCAGCUUUUCCCUGUCUGAAUCUUUAUACAUUUGCAUUUUUUUCUUUUGAGAAUAAAACGAAAAUGAAGUUAGA